CUCUUUCUUCUUCUCUCUCUCUAACCGUCGUCAAUGGCAUCUCCGAUACGAACUUCUGUAAUAAUUGUUGGAGCUGGAAUCUCAGGUAUAUCGGCGGCGAAGAUUUUGUCAGAAAAUGGAAUCGAUGAUAUCUUGAUUCUGGAAGCGUCGGACCGAAUCGGAGGGAGGAUCCGGAAGCAGGAUAUCGGAGGCGUACCGGUGGAGCUCGGAGCCGGUUGGAUCGCAGGUGUAGGAGGAAAAGAAACGAAUCCUAUUUGGGAACUGUCUUUGAAAUCGGGCCUACGGACUUGUUUUUCCGACUAUAGCAAUGUUCGCUAUAACAUAUAUGACCGCAGUGGGAAGAUUUUUCCGAGUGGAAUCGCAGCUGAUUCGUACAAAAAGGCUGUUGAGUCAGCCAUAGAGAAGUUAAGGAAUGAAGAGACCGAUGAUGGCGGUGAUGAUGUGUCCAAAUUUUCCGAACCAACCAUACCCAAAACGCCAAUUGAACUGGCUAUUGACUUCAUCCUUCACGAUUUUGAGAUGGCAGAAGUUGAACCAAUAUCAACUUAUGUAGAUUAUGGGGAGGAAGAAUUCUUGGUUGCUGAUGAAAGAGGAUAUGAGUAUUUACUCUACAAAAUGGCUGAACCCUUCCUUUUCAUGGCUGAUGGUAAAAUUUUGGACAAUCGUCUCAAACUCAACCAGGUUGUACGUGAAUUACAGCAUUCAAGAAAUGGUGUUACAUUGAUCACCGAAGAUGGUUGUGUCUAUGAAGCUAAUUAUGUCAUCUUGUCAGUUAGCAUUGGCGUUCUCCAAAGCAACCUCAUCUCCUUUACGCCUCCUUUGCCUAGGUGGAAAAUGGAUGCUAUUGAGAAAUGUGAUGUGAUUGUAUACACAAAGAUCUUUCUCAAGUUCCCCUAUAAAUUCUGGCCUUGUGGUGACAACAAAGAGUUCUUUUUAUAUGCUGAUGAACGAAGAGGUUAUUACACUUUCUGGCAGCAUAUGGAGAAUGCUUAUCCAGGUUCCAACAUUCUGGUAGUUACACUAACAAACGAAGAAUCGAAGCGAGUGGAAGCUCAACCGGAUGAAGAAACAAUGAAAGAAGCUAUGGAGGUAUUAAGAAACAUGUUUGGAUCAGAAAUACCGGAUCCAACAGAUAUAAUUGUUCCACGUUGGUAUGAAAAUCGGUUUCAACGUGGCAGUUAUAGCAACUACCCAAUAUAUGGAAAUUACAAAAUGGUCAAUAAUAUCAAGGCGCGAGUUGAUCGUGUAUAUUUUACGGGAGAACAUACAAGCGAAAAGUUUAACGGAUAUGUACACGGCGGUUAUUUGUCGGGUAUAGAGACUGGGAAGGCAUUAGUGGAAGAAAUGAGAGAAGACGAGAAUAACAAUGAACCUAGUUGUUUGUUUUCGUUAACGGAGACGACUACGACAAUGAGUAGUAAUCUUCAUCACAAUAAGUGUGAAUUAUUACUACCUAGACAACAUCUUUCGGAAGCUAUCUUAUAAUAUGAUUAGAUCAUGAUGAAUGGAUGGAUGGAAGUAGAGGAAACUGAUGUGAUUUUUUUUUUAUUUAAUUGUGAAAGAAAGCUGAUUAUUUGUUUGUUAGAUGUGUACUUAAUGUUGAUUUUGGUAAUAACUUAAUUGUUUCUUUUAAU
Molecule: messenger RNA, 1634 nt
Organism: Impatiens glandulifera
Lineage: Eukaryota; Viridiplantae; Streptophyta; Magnoliopsida; Ericales; Balsaminaceae
Product: polyamine oxidase 1
Exons: 9
Coding region: 34-1485 (483 amino acids)
Biological process (GO): polyamine catabolic process
Molecular function (GO): polyamine oxidase activity
Source: RefSeq, a predicted model, not a curated record